AUAUCGUGCUAUGGCUGUGGACUGUUUGAUAACCACUUCCGUUUUCCUCUCACUAUUCCACAUUUGCGUUUACCUUGAACGAUAGAAAGACAUUGUAGAAAGGUUUUUUUUUGUUUAAACUAACGUUGAGGAGGUCGACUGUUUGAGGAAUUUUAUGGAGCAAAAUAAUGGAGAUACUUCUAGCUGGGCGAUGCAGCGACGUAUGGAAGGUUUGGUCAACAAACAUAUGGCAGACAUAGCUCUAGAAACACUCCAGCAGAGACUUUCAGCUGUGUCCGACGAAAUGAACAAUCUUGCGGAACAUGUCUCGAGACGCUCGGAGGAUAUUCCCAAAGAUGAUAUUUCAAGACGACCUGAUGUCAACUUUGACGUUGAGUCCCUGAGUGCGACGUUUAGCACGGGUGGUGUUGGCGAAAAGUUGUUGAUGCCAGGUACCUCGUCAUCAGCAGAGACGGCUGCCCAGCGUAAGAUAAUCUCCUUGCUGGUGGAGAUCAAGGAGGAGCAGCAGAGACAGUGGGCAGUGUUGAGGGAGCUGCAGGCCAGGGUUCAGGGCCAGAGCUUUACGGAGGUAGAAGAGGAGGUGGAGGCUCUAGACAUCGACAUCCCGCUGAGGACCAUGGAGCAGCUAGAUGACACAGAGAGGCACCUGGAGGAUGCCGGAGCACAGAAGAGAAUGGUGUCUCACCUGUCACGGAUGGGCGGGGCCACAGUGGAUGAUGCAGUGCGAAGGCUCAUGCAGGCUGUGCUGUCUUUCGCUGUGGGCUCUGAGCUCAACUGGGUGGGCCGCGGCCAGAAAAGGAGCUUCAGAAACACCCGCCUCCAAGGGGUUCUCUUCCGUGCUCUGAAAAGAACCCCUGUGGGCAAAGAGGCCACACAUCAUCAGUUUGCAGACGUGGUGAAGAAAUGGCUGCGGUACACCCCGUUCAGACAGGGAGGGAGUGGUCGACGGCUUUACAAACCGCCUGUCGAGUUCCUGUGUCCAAAUGAAUGUGUAGGUCUGCCUACACAUCUGCCUACACAUCCACAGUAACGCUCAAUCAGCUUACCGUAAAACUUCAAUUACAUAGCCCGGGCAUUUAUUUGCUUAAAUCACUGAACACAACAGGUGCUUAUUAGAGACAGGCAUUUAUUUCCUUAAUGCAUAUUUUUUUGUUUUUUUUUAACCUUUUAUUUAACUACGCAAAUAAUUUUUACAAUGACGGCCUACCCCGGCCAAACCCGGACGACGCUGGGCCAAUUGUGCUCCGCCCUAUCACAUCACGACCGGAUGUGAUACAGCCUGGAAUCGAACCAGGGACUGUAGUGAUGCCUCUUGCACUGAGAUGCAGUGCCUUAAACCGCUGCGCCACUCGGGAUCCCAACUAGCAGUUUCUUAUUUACAUAGUUAAUUGUUUAAUUUCAGCAUUAAUUUCCAUUUCCCGCACUGUUAUCAUUUGCACAUGUUUUUUUUUGCCUUUUUUUGGGAGGGGGACUUUUUUCUUUGACAGAAUACAGUCGUGGCCAUAAGUUAAUGACACAAAUAUUAAUUUCCACAAAGUUUGCUGCUUCAGUGUCUUUAAAUAUUUUUUGUCAGAUGUUACUAUGGAAUACUGGAAUACUGAAGUAUAAUUACAAGCAUUUCAUAAGUGUCAAAGGCUUUUAUUGACAAUUACAUGAAGUUGAUGCAAAGAGUCAAUAUUUGCAGUGUUGACCCUUCUUUUUCAAGACCUCUGCAAUUCGCCCUGGCAUGCUGUCAAUUAACUUCUGGGCCAUAUCCUGACUGAUGGCAGCCCAUUCUUGCAUAAUCAAUGCUUGGAGUUUGUCAGAAUUUGUGUGGUUUUGUUUGUCUACCCGCCUCUUGAGGAUUGACCACAAGUUCUCAAUGGGAUUAAGGUUUGUUUCCUGGCCAUGGACCCAAAAUAUCGAUGUUUUGUUCCCCGAGCCACUUAGUUAUCCCUUUUUCCUUAUGGCAAGGUGCUCCAUCAUGCUGGAAAAGGCAUUGUUCAUCACCAAACUGUUCCUGGAUGGCUGGGAGAAGUUGCUCUCUGAGGAUGUGUUGGUACCAUUCUUUAUUCAUGGCUGUGUUCGUAGGCAUAAUUGUGAGUGAGCCCACUCCCUUGGCUGAGAAGCAACCCCACACAUGAGUGGUCCCAGGAUGCUUUACUGUUGGCAUGACACAGGACUGAUGGUAGCGCUCACCUUGUCUUCUCCGGACAAGCUUUUUUUCCAGAUGCCCCAAACAAUCGGAAAGGGGAUACAUCAGAGAAAAUGACUUUACCCCAGUCCUCAGCAGUCCAAUCCCUGUACCUUUUGCAGAAUAUCCAUCUGUCCCUGAUGUUUUUCCUGGAGAGAAGUGGCUUCUUUGCUGCCCUUCUGGACAACAGGCAAUCCUCCAAAAGUCUUCGCCUCACUGUGCGUGCAGAUGCACACACACCUGCCUGCUGCUGAUACUGGUGGUACCCCGAUCCUGCAGCUGAAUCAACUUUAGGAGACGGUCCUGGUGCUCGCUGGACUUUCUUGGGCACCCUGAAGCCUUCUUCACAACAAUUGAACCGCUCUCCUUGAAGUUCUUGAUGAUCCGAUAAAUGGUUGAUUUAGGUGUAAUCUUACUGGCAGCAAUAUCCUUGCCUGUGAAGCCCUUUUUGUGCAAAGCAAUGAUGACGGCACGUGUUUCCUUGCAGGUAACGCACGGUUGACAGAGGAAGAACAAUGAUUCCAAGCACCACCCUCCUUUUGAAGCUUCCAGUCUGUUUUUCUCACUCAAUCAGCAUGACAGGGUAAUCUCCAGCCUUGUCCUCCUCAAGACUCAUACCUGUGUUAAUGAGAGAAUCACUGACAUGAUGUCAGCGGGUCCUUUUGUGGCAGAGCUGAAAUGUAAUGAAUUUGUUUGUGGGGAUUCAGUUCAUUGCAUGGCAAAGAGGGACUUUGCAGUUAAUUUCUAUUCAUCUGAUCACUAACAUUCUGGAGUAUAUGCAAAUUGCCAUCAUACAAACUGAGGCAGCAGACUUUGUAAAUGUAAUAUUUGUGUCAUUCUCAAAACUUUUGGCCACGACUAAUUGUUCUCUGAUUGCAUAUUCAGUUCUUACGUUCGCCACUAGAGGGCAAUCAAUAUUUCUGGAGGUCUACUCCUGAAGUUGACUGUUUUUGUGCUUGCCCGUUAGCUUGCAGCUGUUUCUUACCAGCGAUAAAAAUGUAUGAUUACCAUUUUUAAAAGUCAUUAAAGAAUGAUGUAAUGUAACAAAUCCAACAAACCCUCAAAUAUUUAUGGUAACUUCCAUAAACAAUUAUAUUUAAACCCAGUGUUUAUUUUAAACAGGUUUAUUUGCUGAAAUAUGUCUUUGCCCUGCUAUUUAAAGGGACAGGCGGCUAUUUGAGACUCAGCUUUUAAUUGAAGAUUUACGGUAUUCAAAUAUAUUCCAGUGUUUUAAAAUUGAUGUAUUUCUCUAAGUUUGUUACAUUCCGUAAAAUAAGACAUAAAUGAUACAUGUAGGUUGGGCCCAUAUUACUUCAUACAGGGCCGAACCUGUGAUCUUUGUAACUUGGACCCCUGCAUGAAUCAUGCAUUGAUAUAAAUUGAGGAUUUCUACUCAAAGUCCAGUUUAUCACACAGUUCUCAAGAUUCUGCCCACACUGCACAGUCUCCAAUAGACACACCCCAUGAAGCUCCUCACCAUCACAGAUAUGUCCGGUAUGGUGUGCUAUCCUUGUUAAUACCUGUGUAAUUAAUUCAAACCAAAUAUGCUGCAAAACCUGUUGAUAAAAGUUGUAUUGCAUUUAAUGCUUUGAAGGUACUGAUUAGUAAGCUUUCCUGCAGAUUUUGUCUAAUUAUUGUAAUGAGAGUAUUGGCAAAUAUAUAGUUAACCCAAUUGGCCUGCAUGGCUCAUAAUAUGCCGUGGACAUUACAGUUUGAAGUGGGCAUGUGUUUUCAUCCUCAUGAAAACUCAGGCUUCCAGGUUAUUCAAAUCACCACCUUUCUGCACAUUGUCACUCAGUGUUAUGAUUGAAUAUCAGAGACGCGAAAGCAAUUUACUAUAUGUUAGUCAUAUAAAUGUCCAUAUAAGCUUUCUUGUAACAGACAUAAUACAUUGUAAAUGUCCAUAAAUACAUUUUUGAAAAUA
Messenger RNA from Oncorhynchus masou masou (cherry salmon), 4097 nucleotides. RefSeq lists its product as uncharacterized. Bases 155 to 1030 code for a protein of 291 amino acids. The transcript has 4 exons. The record is from RefSeq and is a predicted model, not a curated record. Lineage: Eukaryota; Metazoa; Chordata; Actinopteri; Salmoniformes; Salmonidae.